AUGCUGAAACUCUUAACGCUCUUCUGCGUGAUCUAUGCAGCUCAUGGGCUCGUUCUUCCUGCUUCCAUUCUUGCCACCUACUCUGAUGCCUUCGCCAGAACUCAGAUGCUCGCUCUCGCUUCAGCAGCCUACUCCUCUAAUCCACAACACUGUCUUGAUUCCAAAUUCACAAAUGCCCAACUCAAACGACAAAUCUAUGUAAAAAAUUGUGCACUUGUGAACAACGAUGUUUGCUCUGGAUAUACAGCUGUACUCCAUAAUGAUAAAGCUAUCGUUAUCAGUUUCCGUGGAACUCAAGGAUUCUUCCAAUUGAUUUCUGAAGCUAACAAGAGUAUUUUCGAGUCACAAAUGUCUUGGAUCGCAGGAGGAAAAGUUUCGAAAUACUUUGGAGAUGCAUUCUCCAAGGUUUGGGCAGCUGGCAUGAAGGAUGACUUCGCUGCUCUUCUCACUCAAAAUCCAGGAUACGAAGUUUGGGUUUCUGGACACUCCCUCGGAGGAUCUCUUGCCUCUCUUGCCGCCUCUUACGUCAUCGGAACAAAAUUGGUCGAUGGGUCUCGUGUGAAACUUGUCACCUACGGAGAGCCACGUACCGGAAACAAGGAUUACGCCCAUGCUCAUGAUGCUCAACUCGCUUAUUCUUACCGUGUCACUCAUAACCGUGAUGUCGUUCCACAUGUACCAAAUGAGGACUUCGAGGGAUAUUAUCACAACAAAUUCGAGGUUUACUACCGUGAGAACAUGAAGAGUGGAGCCAAAUACACAAUUUGCAAUGGAGACGAGGACAACGGAUGCUCGGAUGGUCUCUGGAUUACCACUUCAAUUGAUGAUCAUCUUCAUUACUUUGAGAAAGAUAUCAGUGCUUGGGGAGAUAAGGGAUGCAACUAG
This is a messenger RNA of Caenorhabditis briggsae, 885 nucleotides long. The record is from RefSeq and is a predicted model, not a curated record. The coding region runs from base 1 to 885 and encodes 294 amino acids. The transcript has 3 exons. Gene Ontology annotation, biological process: lipid metabolic process. NCBI's taxonomy places the organism in Eukaryota, Metazoa, Nematoda, Chromadorea, Rhabditida, Rhabditidae.